Molecule: messenger RNA, 672 nt
Organism: Funneliformis mosseae
Lineage: Eukaryota; Fungi; Glomeromycota; Glomeromycetes; Glomerales; Glomeraceae
Source: the annotation of a GenBank genome assembly
AUGCAAUAUGCCAAUGAUGGCGAUCUUCAAAAUUAUCUUGAAAAGAAAUUUAAAUAUUUAACUUGGGAUGAUAAGAAAAAAUUAGCGUUUCAAAUCGCUGAAGGAUUAAACUAUUUACAUAAUGAGUAUAUUUUGCAUAGAGACCUUCAUUCUAAGAAUAUAGUUAUUCAUGAUGGUAAUGCUAAAAUCACGGAUUUCGGUAUUUCAAAAAAGAUGAAUGCUCAAAAUUCUAAAUCAGACAUUUAUAGUUAUGGAGUAUUAAUGUGGGAGAUUUCUAGCGGAGUUCUUCCAUUUGAAAGUUUAAUGAACAAGGGUGAUGAAUGUUUACUUCGCAUUAAUAUUAUUGCUGGAGCUCGUGAAGAUACUAUAGUAGGAACGCCUAUAAGUUAUGAAGAGCUUUAUAAAAAAUGUUGGGAUUCGACACCAAAGAACAGACCAAAAAUUCAAAACGUAUUAGAAGAAUUUAAAAAGAUGGGUUUUGGUAUCGAUGAGGUUAAUUUAAAUCAUGAGGACUUAGACCUUAAGGAAGCCGGAGUAAAUGUUAAUAAUACCUCAAUUGAAGGAAAUAACAAUGAUUCGUUUAAUUUGAUGCAAACUAAUGAAUUACAUGAUGUUUUAUCAGAUACAUAUUCUAGUUUAAGUAUUUCGAAAUAUAGCAGUACUUCAUUAUAA